Wyeomyia smithii (pitcher-plant mosquito) is the source of this 846-nucleotide messenger RNA. RefSeq lists its product as uncharacterized. Gene Ontology annotation, biological process: DNA integration. The record is from RefSeq and is a predicted model, not a curated record. The coding region runs from base 1 to 846 and encodes 281 amino acids. Gene Ontology annotation, molecular function: nucleic acid binding. NCBI's taxonomy places the organism in Eukaryota, Metazoa, Arthropoda, Insecta, Diptera, Culicidae. The transcript has 2 exons.
AUGCAGUACGACCCAGCAUUACCGUUAAUUCUAGCAACAGAUGCUAGCCAAAGUGGUCUCGGAGCAGUAUUGUCCCACCGUCUAUCCAAUGGAACAGAGCGACCAAUUGCGUACGCUAGCUGCACUAUGUCAAAAACAGAGCAAAGAUAUCCGCAAAUCGAAAAAGAGGCUCUUGCCAUAGUAUGGGCAGUGAAAAAGUUUUUCCACUAUUUAUACGCCCAGCUACCAGUGCGAGCUGAACAUAUUGCACGAGAGACACGGAAGGACUCUCAAUCCGGGAAAAUUAUCCGAGAUUUGGAAUUAGGCCGCAAUCUAACGCAGCUAGGCUACAAGGCCCCGGAUGUAAAAUAUAAGUUAGCCGCUAAUUGUUUGCUUUUCGAGCAUCGAGUGGUAAUACCAAAAGCUCUUCGACAAGCAAUUCUGAACGAUUUGCAUAAGGCACACAUCGGAGUCGUAAAAAUGAAAGGUUUAGCCCGUUUUUUCGUUUAUUGGCCUGGAAUAGACGCCGACAUCGAGCGUACAGCGAAAUCAUGUUCGGAAUGUGCAAGUCAUGCAACAGCACCAUCGAAGUUUAGCAGCCACCACUGGGAGUACCCAAAUGGUCCAUGGGAGCGCGUUCACAUAGAUUACGCCGGACCCGUCUAUGGUUCAAUGUUGUUAAUUAUCGUCGAUGCCUACAGUAAAUGGUUCGAGGUAAAAGUGACCCACUCGACGACAAUCGCAGCCACCGUGAGAAUUCUCGAUGAAGUAUUCUCUGCUUACGGAGCACCGAUUACUAUAGUGUCCGACAACGGCCCCCAAUUCACGGCUGAAGAAUUCAGAAUUUUUUUGCAAAAAGUGGAGUAA